UCACUACAUUCCAGACACACCCAGCUACAACCCACUAAAACCCCAAAACCCUCCUCCUUCCAUGGCCGCCCUUCUUCCCAUUCCAUACCCAAAACCCUCUUCCCACUAAACCCAUCAAAAAGCUCAAACCUUUACUAACAAUGCCCACCAUCACCCUCCUCUUCCUCCUCCUCCUCCUCCUCGCCGCCGCCGUCCACUCCCAGCCCUCCUCCGACGCCGUCGCCCUCCUCUCCUUCAAGUCCCACUCCGACCUCGACAACCGCCUCCUCUACACCCUCAACGAGCCCUCCGACUACUGCCAAUGGCAAGGCGUCAAAUGCGUCCAAGGCCGCGUCGUCCGCUUCAUCCUUCCCUCCUUCCGCCUCCGCGGCACCCUCGCCGCCGACACCCUCACCCGUCUCGACCAGCUCCGCGUUCUCAGCCUCCACAACAACUCCCUCUCCGGCCCAGUCCCCGACCUCUCCUCACUCUCCAACCUCAAGUCUCUCUUCCUCUCCCUUAAUUCCUUCUCCGGCUCCUUCCCUCCUUCCAUCUUCACCCUCCACCGCCUCCGCGCCCUCGACAUUUCCCGCAACAACUUCACCGGUCCGAUCCCGGUUCUCGUGACCCGUCUCGACCGCCUUAACUCCCUCCACCUCGAGUUCAACCGCUUCAACGGCUCCUUCCCCGCUUUAAACAACUCCUUCCUCACCGACCUCAACGUUUCCUCCAACAACCUCACCGGCCCGGUCCCGGGAACCCCAACUCUCUCCCGGUUCGAUACCUCCUCCUUCCAGCUCAACCCGGGUCUCUGCGGCGAGGUUAUCAACAAGGCAUGUAGCUCACACUCCCCAUUCUUCGAAUCACACAAUGCCACCUCGCCGGAGCCCUUAACCGAAAACGCACAGUCGCAAGGAGUAAUGCUGUCACCGCCCUCUCCGACACGGCACAAGAAAACAGGCCUUGUUCUCGGAAUUUCAAUCGGAGUAGCUUUUAUUUUCGCCGGUCUGUUAUUCGUUUUCGCAGUGAUCAGAAACCGUAAGUCCGGCAAUGAAGCCGAAAUUAGACCCUCGAAACCGUCCCCAAGUAGUACUACGGAUCCAAAUGGCCGCAUUGCGGAGCAUGAGAUGCAGAAAGAGGUGCCCAAAUUGGUUCCCAAAAUAGUUGAUCAUUUCGAAGAAGCAGCUCAGACUAGAGUGAUACCGAAGAGUGGGAACUUGGUGUUUUGCUAUGGGGAGAGCCAGUUGUACAGCUUGGAGCAACUGAUGAGGGCCUCGGCGGAGUUACUUGGGAGAGGAACCAUCGGGACGACGUACAAGGCGGUGCUGGAUAACCAGCUGAUAGUGACGGUGAAGAGAUUGGACGCGAGCAAGACUGCCAUUACGAGCAAGGAGGUUUUCGAUCGGCAUAUGGACGCUGUGGGUGGGUUGCGCCACCCCAAUUUGGUUCCGGUGAGAGCUUACUUUCAGGCCAAGGGAGAGAGGCUGGUGAUGUAUGAUUACCAACCCAAUGGGAGCCUCUUCAAUCUCAUCCACGGUUCAAGGUCGAAUAGAGCAAAGCCUCUUCACUGGACUUCGUGCUUGAAGAUUGCUGAAGAUGUGGCUCAGGGCCUUGCUUACAUUCACCAGGUGUCGACUUUGAUCCAUGGCAACCUCAAAUCGGCCAAUGUGCUUCUGGGAGCUGACUUUGAGGCCUGUCUUACAGACUAUGGGCUGGCAAUGUUUGCAGACUCUUCUGCUAGUGAAGAUCCUGAAUCUGCAGGGUAUAAAGCUCCUGAGACAAGGAAGUCCAGUCGCCGAGCCACGUCUAAGUCAGAUGUCUAUGCGUUUGGUAUCCUCUUGCUUGAGCUUUUGACGGGUAAACAUCCGUCCCAGCAUCCGCCGCUUGUUCCUAUGGAUGUGGGAGAAUGGGUGAGGGCAAUGAGGGACGAUGAUGUUGGGGAUGAAAAUCAACUUGGGAUGCUCACUGAGGUUGCUUGUAUAUGUAGUCUGACAUCUCCAGAGCAGAGACCAGCAAUGUGGCAAGUGUUGAAGAUGAUUCAGGAGGUCAAAGAGAGUGUAAUGACAGAUGACAAUGCAGGUGUUGGAUUUUCGUAGUAAGGUCUGAAGUUUUGCCGCAUUGCAUCCAAAGAAGAAAAAAAAAUGCAGGAGGCAGUGUUCUUGCACGUCUCUCAUUGGAGAAUUUCCUGAGGAAAAGUUUAUGAUGGCAACUUGAUCGAGGGCCAAGUUUGAACAACUCAUUUACAGGUCAAACUUGAGGAAUUCAUGUAAUGGUGUUCCUACGAUUCUGUUAAUGGCAGGUGUAUAAUGAAGUUAUAACCGCUUAUGAUUCUUUCUUCCUAGAUUUGGC
Argentina anserina (silverweed cinquefoil) is the source of this 2328-nucleotide messenger RNA. RefSeq names its product probable inactive receptor kinase At5g67200. Gene Ontology annotation, molecular function: protein kinase activity; ATP binding; protein binding. The record is from RefSeq and is a predicted model, not a curated record. Gene Ontology annotation, biological process: protein phosphorylation. The transcript has 2 exons. Lineage: Eukaryota; Viridiplantae; Streptophyta; Magnoliopsida; Rosales; Rosaceae. The coding region runs from base 141 to 2075 and encodes 644 amino acids.